AUGAGCUACGGCAAGAAAGACGAAGAUGCCGACCUGGGCUUGGUCAAGGUGGACCGCACGCAGGUUUUCCAGGAAGCCCGCCUGUUCAACAGCUCUCCCAUCCAGCCGCGACGAUGCCGGAUUCUCCUGACGAAGAUUGCUCUGCUGCUCUAUACCGGCGAGAAAUUCCCCAAGAACGAAGCGACGACCCUCUUCUUCGGCAUCUCGAAGCUCUUCCAGAACAAGGAUGCCAGCCUUCGCCAAAUGGUCCACCUUGUCAUCAAGGAGCUGGCCAAUUCGGCCGAGGAUAUCAUCAUGGUCACCAGUACGAUUAUGAAGGACACCGGCGGCAGCACUGACGCCAUCUUCCGACCGAAUGCCAUUCGCGCCCUGUGCCGCAUCAUCGACGCCACGACCGUCCAGUCGAUCGAACGUGUCAUGAAGACCGCCAUUGUCGACAAGAACCCGUCCGUCUCGUCGGCCGCGCUCGUCUCCUCGUAUCACCUCCUCCCCAUCGCCAAAGAUGUUGUCAAGCGAUGGCAAAGCGAGACUCAGGAGGCGGCGGCUGCUAGCAAGUCCUCGAGUGGCGGUUACUCGCUCGGUUUCUCCUCGUCCGCCGGUAACCUGCCCAUGAACAACUCGACCAUGACGCAGUACCACGCCAUUGGUCUGCUGUAUCAGAUGCGCAGCUCGGAUCGCAUGGCGCUCGUCAAGAUGGUGCAGCAGUUCGGUGCCGCUGGCGUGGUGAAGAGUCCCGCUGCUCUCACCAUGUUGGUGCGCCUCGCCGCCCAGCUCGCCGAGGAGGAUGCCUCGCUACGGAAGCCCAUGGUGCAGCUGCUGGACGGCUGGUUGCGCCACAAGAGCGAGAUGGUCAACUUUGAGGCGGCCAAGGCCAUCUGCGACAUGCGGGAUGUGACGGAUGCUGAGGUGAACCAGGCCGUUCAUGUCCUCCAGCUGUUCCUGACAUCGCCACGCGCCGUCACCAAGUUUGCGGCCCUCCGCAUCCUGCACAACUUCGCCUCGUUCAAGCCACAAGCCGUCAACGUGUGCAACCCCGACAUUGAGCUCCUCAUUUCGAACAGCAACCGAUCGAUCGCGACCUUUGCCAUCACCACGCUCCUCAAGACAGGCAACGAGGCCUCGGUGGACCGCUUGAUGAAGCAGGUCUCGGGCUUCAUGUCCGAGAUCACGGACGAGUUCAAGAUUACCAUUGUCGAGGCUAUCCGCACCCUCUGCCUCAAGUUCCCCAGCAAGCAGGCUGGCAUGCUGACAUUCCUCAGCGGCAUCCUGCGCGACGAGGGAGGCUACGACUUUAAGCGCGCUGUCGUGGAGAGUAUGUUCGACUUGAUCAAGUUCGUACCGGAUUCCAAGGAAGAUGCCCUGGCGCAUCUCUGCGAGUUCAUCGAGGACUGCGAGUUCACCAAGCUGGCCGUCCGCAUCCUCCACCUGAUCGGGUUGGAGGGCCCCAAGUGCUCGAACCCCACAAAGUAUAUCCGGUACAUCUACAACCGUGUCGUACUCGAGAAUGCUAUUGUGCGCGCGGCCGCCGUCACUGCCCUGGCCAAGUUUGGUGUCGGACAGAAGGAUCCCGACGUCAAGAGCAGCGUCAGGGUCCUGCUGACCCGCUGCCUCGACGACGUCGACGACGAAGUCCGCGACCGUGCUGCGCUGAACCUCAAGUUGAUGAGUGAAGAGGACGACGACAUGGCGCUUGACUUUGUCAAGAACGAGUCCAUGUUCUCGCUGCCCACGUUUGAGCACCAGCUGGUGAUGUACGUCACCUCGGACGACCAGUCGGCAUUCGAGUCGCCCUUUGAUAUCGCCAAGAUUCCCAUCGUCACCCGCGAACAGGCGGAUGCCGAGGACCGCACCAAGAAGCUCACGGCCACUGCGCCCACGCUCAAGGCCCCCAAGGCCGGGCCCACAAAGUCGUCUGCCUCCAGCGCCGAAGCGGCCGCGUCGGCGUCGGCCCAGGCCCAGAGGUAUGCUCAGGAGCUCAGCGAGAUCCCAGAGAUCCAGGAAUUUGGCGCCGUCCUCAAGUCGUCGCCGAUUGUCGAGCUCACAGAGGCCGAGACCGAGUACGUCGUCAACCUCGUCAAGCACAUUUUCAAGGAGCACAUUGUGCUGCAGUUCGAGGUCAAGAACACCCUGCCGGACACGGUGCUCGAGAACGUCUCGGUGGUGGCGACGCCCUCGGAAGAGGACGAGCUCGAGGAGGCCUUUAUCAUGGAGGCUGCGCGCCUCUCAACGGACGAACCCGGCAAGGUAUAUGUUGCGUUCCAAAAGGUCAAUGGCGAGGGCGCUCUGCCCCUCAGCACCUUUAGCAACGUCCUCAAGUUCACCAGCAAGGAGAUUGACCCCUCGACAGGCGAGCCCGAGGCGGAAGGCUACGAUGAUGAGUACGAAAUCUCCGAGUUUGACCUCACCGGCAGCGACUACAUCAUCCCGACGUUUGCCAGCAACUUUAGUCAUCUGUGGGAGCAGAUUGGCGCGUCAGGGGAGGAGGCCGAGGAGACCCUGCAGCUCGGUGGGAUGAAGAGCAUCGCAGAUGCCACGGAGCAACUCGCAAAGACACUCUCCCUCCAACCCGUCGACGGGACCGACGUGCCCGUCAAUCAAAGCACACAUACCCUCAAAUUGCUGGGCAAGAGCGUGUCCGGCGGCCGCGUGGUGGCCACCGUCCGGAUGGCCUUUUCCUCCAAAUCGGGUGUGACGACAAAGCUCACGGUGCGAAGCGAGGAGGAGAAUGUGGCGGCGCUGGUGAUUGCGUCGGUGGCAUGA
Messenger RNA from Emericellopsis cladophorae, 2760 nucleotides. RefSeq names its product coatomer gamma-2 subunit. Gene Ontology annotation, biological process: endoplasmic reticulum to Golgi vesicle-mediated transport; intracellular protein transport; protein secretion. Gene Ontology annotation, molecular function: structural molecule activity. Gene Ontology annotation, cellular component: Golgi membrane; endoplasmic reticulum; endoplasmic reticulum-Golgi intermediate compartment. The transcript is spliced from 3 exons. The record is from RefSeq and is a predicted model, not a curated record. The coding region runs from base 1 to 2760 and encodes 919 amino acids. NCBI's taxonomy places the organism in Eukaryota, Fungi, Ascomycota, Sordariomycetes, Hypocreales, Bionectriaceae.